AUGGUUUCUACGAGAUGCGGUUCUGCGGGGGUGAUUGGCAUCUUUGUCGCUCCUCGGAUCUUCACGCCCACCGACCGCUUGCAUACUACCAAGUCGCCCAUGGCGAGUAAUAUAACGGCUCGCCUCGCGCUCAGCGAUAGUGAAUUGAUUGGGCCGGCAGCUUGCAGAUGA
Messenger RNA from Bipolaris oryzae ATCC 44560, 171 nucleotides. RefSeq lists its product as uncharacterized. The record is from RefSeq and is a predicted model, not a curated record. The transcript is spliced from 2 exons. The coding region runs from base 1 to 171 and encodes 56 amino acids. NCBI's taxonomy places the organism in Eukaryota, Fungi, Ascomycota, Dothideomycetes, Pleosporales, Pleosporaceae.